Molecule: messenger RNA, 1210 nt
Organism: Photinus pyralis (common eastern firefly)
Lineage: Eukaryota; Metazoa; Arthropoda; Insecta; Coleoptera; Lampyridae
Product: probable galactose-1-phosphate uridylyltransferase
Exons: 2
Coding region: 130-1173 (347 amino acids)
Biological process (GO): beta-D-galactose catabolic process via UDP-galactose, Leloir pathway
Cellular component (GO): cytoplasm
Molecular function (GO): zinc ion binding; UDP-glucose:hexose-1-phosphate uridylyltransferase activity
Source: RefSeq, a predicted model, not a curated record
CUGAUAAGAUUGCUCGCUCGACUAUAAACGCAUUCGAUAAUGAAUUCGACCUAGACCGCGUAUAUAAAUGUAGAAGGUCGCGACUAUUGAAAUGACAGUCACCUUUCACUGUGCAGUUUAGAACUACCGAUGGCUUUUAAUGCAAACGAGCAUCAACAUUUGCGUUACAACCCCCUGCGCGACGAGUGGGUGCUUGUAUCACCUCACCGCAUGUUGCGACCUUGGAGCGGUCAAAUCGAAACGGCUCCCUCGGAGAAAACCCCACAGUUCGACCCCACUAACCCCCUCUGUCCUGGCGUUACGCGAGCCUCGGGGAAGGUGACGCCCCAUUACGAGUCCACCUACGUGUUCGAAAACGACUUCCCCGCGCUUCUCGAUGAAGGGCCCGAGCCUCCUCCGCCCGAAGAUUUCUUUUUCCAAGCGGCGCCCGCCAAGGGCACUUGCCGAGUGAUUUGCUUCCAUCCCAGAUCGGAUGUCUACCUGGCCACGAUGAGCGUGGGCCAAGUCCAGGCGGUCAUCGAGGAGUGGGUACGGCAGACCUUGGAGCUGGGGCAGAAGUACCGCUGGGUUCAAAUCUUCGAGAACCGUGGCGCAAUGAUGGGGUGCUCCAAUCCGCACCCUCACUGUCAAAUUUGGUCAUCCACCUUUCUUCCCAACGAGCCCAAAUUGAAAGACAGAACGCAACGCGAGUACUUCGAAACGCGCAAGUCUCCAAUGCUCGUUGAUUAUGCCAGAAGCGAGAUGCGCAGCGGGGAGCGUGUUGUGUAUCAAAACGAGGAGUGGUUGGUGGUCGUGCCAUACUGGGCUGUUUGGCCUUUUGAAACCCUUCUGCUACCAAAACGGCAUAUAAGGCGUCUGACUGACUGCGAUGAAACGCAAAAGGAGCAGUUGGCCAUCACUCUUCAAGCUCUCGUCGCGAAGUACGACAACCUGUUCAGGUGCAGCUUCCCGUACUCAAUGGGCUGGCACGGCGCGCCCACGGGUUCCGACCUCACCACCGACCAAUCUCACUGGACCUUUCACGGCGCUUACUACCCUCCUUUACUGCGCUCUGCAACCGUAAAAAAGUUCAUGGUGGGCUACGAAAUGUUCGCCCAAAGCCAGCGCGAUCUCACCGCCGAAAAAGCGGCGGGUAUACUGCGCGACCUACCCGAAAAGCACUACUCACUGUAGCUUAUCCUUCCACAAAAUAAACGUUGAGAGCACACUU